AUGGAUGCAACUAGCACAGAUCCUUCUUCCUUCACGCUUCUAGCGUCGUCUCCUUCUGGUCUUUCACCAUCACAGGUUUCCGUGGCGUUCAGCGACGCCUACGACCGCAUCGCUCACUCUGACGUCAAUUUGGAGAACACGAUUUUCGAGAUAUGGGAUCAGAGGAGUCAGAAGAACAAUUCACUGUUCAAUGGGAAGAAGUUUAGGUAUGGAGGCUGUGCUUUGGACGCAGGAAAUGGAUCCGACCGUGAACCACAUUUAUGCCUCCACCUAGGUUUGACAGAUUAUAGGCUAAUUGGACAAAGAAGCUUAAAAAAUGAGAUCAUUGUGAUGCUUAAUUUUCGGCAAGCCAUAUGGACUUUUGUGGGGACAAACUUAAGUCCUUUGUGGGAAAAGUUCCUGGUUCCAUCGGAAGAUGAUUCUGUUCUUUGUCAGCACACCUCCAGCCCGCUAGGAAAUGGUGCAGUGGUGGAAACAAUUGACAAUAAAAUACUAGUAUUACAACGAAGUACUAAUGUUGGUGAAUUUCCUGGACAUUUUGUUUUCCCUGGAGGCCAUCCUGAGCCUCAAGAAAUUGGUAUAACAUCUCAUCAAUAUGUCAAGGAGUUAGCAGAAUCUAUUAACGUAAAGGUUUCAAAGGAGAUGUUUGAUAGCAUAGUUCGUGAAGUAGUUGAAGAAAUUGGAGUGCCACCUUCAUCCCUUAGCACCCCCACUUUCAUUGGUAUAUCUCGCAGGAAUUUGAAUGUGAGACCGACUGCAUUUUUCUUUAUCAAAUGUAGUCUUGAUUCACAGGAAGUUCAGCAGUUUUAUUCUAGCGCACAAGAUGGCUAUGAAUCGACUCAGCUCUAUGCUGUUCCAAUGAUUGAAGUAGAAAACAUGGCUUCUAGGAUGCCUGGCUGUCAUCGAGGUGGAUUUGCUCUCUAUAAACUAAUGGUUGACACCAGAAAGAUUAAUUAA
Molecule: messenger RNA, 957 nt
Organism: Sphenostylis stenocarpa
Lineage: Eukaryota; Viridiplantae; Streptophyta; Magnoliopsida; Fabales; Fabaceae
Source: the annotation of a GenBank genome assembly